This is a messenger RNA of Cydia amplana, 2601 nucleotides long. RefSeq names its product RNA-binding protein Musashi homolog Rbp6 (gene Rbp6). Bases 280 to 1341 code for a protein of 353 amino acids. The transcript has 15 exons. Gene Ontology annotation, molecular function: mRNA binding. The record is from RefSeq and is a predicted model, not a curated record. Gene Ontology annotation, biological process: regulation of translation. Gene Ontology annotation, cellular component: cytoplasm. NCBI's taxonomy places the organism in Eukaryota, Metazoa, Arthropoda, Insecta, Lepidoptera, Tortricidae.
UGCAAGCGCCGAGCACGUGCCGCGCGCUCACGUGGUGCCACCGAGCGCGCGUCCGUCGUGCCGGUCCGUAUGAAUAAUUGUGUACGGAGUGAAUGAAUCGAUGCGCGGCGCGGGAGCGGGAGCGGCGGAGCGGGGCGGCUGCGUGGAGGGGUGCGCCGCGGCGCGCCAGUCUCGUGCCGGUAGUCGGUAGGUCAACCGAGCGACUCCGGGAGCCGUCCCCGCCGCGCCGUCGCUCGCUCGUAGUCGUAGUGCGCCCGCCCCACGCCGGCCCACGAGUCCAUGGAAACCCAGAAUCAGGAUGCGGCACACAGCCCCGCUGAAGUGCCGAACGACCCCGGGAAGAUGUUCGUCGGAGGACUCAGCUGGCAGACUAGUCCAGAAAGCCUUCGAGAUUACUUUAGCAAAUUCGGCGAAAUCACAGAAGUUAUGGUUAUGAAAGAUCCAACAACGAGACGGUCGAGGGGUUUUGGCUUUAUCACAUUCGGAGACCCUGGUAGUGUAGAUAAAGUAUUAGCGCAAGGAACACACGAAUUAGACGGCAAAAAGAUUGAUCCUAAAGUGGCCUUUCCCAGAAGAGCACAUCCAAAGAUGGUGACCAGGACAAAGAAAAUCUUCGUAGGAGGAUUAUCAGCACCCACAACGCUGGAAGACGUAAAGAAUUACUUCGAACAGUUUGGCCCGAUCGAGGACGCCAUGUUAAUGUUCGACAAACAAACCAAUAGGCACAGAGGUUUCGGUUUCGUCACGUUUCAAAGUGAAGACAUAGUAGAUAAAGUGUGCGAAAUACAUUUUCACGAAAUCAACAACAAAAUGGUGGAAUGCAAGAAAGCACAACCUAAAGAAGUUAUGCUACCAGCGAAUCUGGCGAAGACGAGAGCCGCCGGUCGCGGCGCGUACGAUUUCAUGUGGUCAUUGGGUGCUCUUCCUGACGGUUUCCCCGCAGCAUACGCCGCCUACGCGGCAGGACGGAGCUAUUCGGGCUAUCCUAGCUUCGGGCUGCCAUACCCUGCAGUUGACCUGACCAACGGCCAACUGACACCGAACAACAACACACCGCUGCUCGCGCAGGCGCUCUCAGUGAUGAACAACUAUCAAGCGGCAGCCGCCGGGUUCGGGCCGCCAGCCUCCCCCCACGCCGCCAGCGGCCGCGCCGGCUUCCCCGCCGCCAGCUCGCCCGGGCCCGCGCUGGACGUGUACGGCUCGGCCGCGGAUAGCGUCGGCUACGUACAGGCGGCCAGCCCCCAGCCCUCUGGAUUCCCCGCGAUCGCAGUCAGCCGCGCGCCCCUCAAUUACACCCCGGGACCCCUGAUUCCUGCGGCUUUUACCAAUGGAUACCAUUGAAAGUGUCUCAGCAGUAAUAUUUUACGUGGCGAGCGGUGUGGCGUCGCGUAACGUCCCGCGGCAGCCGCCGCACGACACGUCUCCUCGACCGGCACCCGCCCCUCCCCCCGCGCGCCAACCGGGCGCCCCCCCCCCCCCCCCCCCCCGCGUGCGCCGGCGACGGUCGUCUCAUCCGUCCGACCACCGCGCGGACCGAUCCGUCAACCGCAAACAUCACUACCCCCCCUCUUUCCUCCUUCCUUAAAUCCACCCCCUAUCCCGAGAAGACCCCGAGGAGACCCUGUCUAUUGUAAAUAAUAAUAAUCUACUUUUUAUCGUGUGAACGAGAGAUAGUCUAUUACUUAAACAGGUAUUUUUUCAAACUUUUCUCGCUUUCAACUGUACCGUAGAUGUGUUGUCAGAAUAUUAAAGGAUUAAACUACAAAAAAAUACAUUUCAUAAUUAUAUAAACAUGCAUCUAGACAGUUAAAUCGCAGGGAGAUAUAUCUUCACUAUUUUAUUGUUCAUAGUUAAAUUACAGUUUUAAGAUGUAACUUAAUGUCCCUCCACGCGCGCGGGACCUUCGUUUCUAGAUACAGAAUUACUUGGCAUGUACUAUAUAACGUCGCCCACCGAGCGCGUUUCACGGGUCACAAUUUUUUAGGAACAAGCUUUUGUAAUGAGUAGGAGUUUGAAAAUGAAGAGCAGUUAUGUAUGGAGGUUCUAACGUGUCGCAAGCAUGGCGGCGGCGUGCGUCGGCGCAGCGGGUCCGCAGCCCGGACGGCCACGUGACAAUAAGCGAGGCGCGCCGGCUCGACGCACGCGCACCACGCUCCUAGCUCGUCCACCAACACAUAUUUUAUUCUAUUUUUAAUAUUAAUGUCAAAUAUUAACAUAAUUAUUAUACUACUAUAUAUUACGCAUAUUUUACCUAUGAAUGUAAUUAUUUUUCGCCUAAUUCGAAUUGUAUAAAAUCACGUCUUUGAACCGCUGUUCCGUUUCAUGUAGUUAACAACAGUUUCUCGAUUACUUCUGUAUAAGACUAUGUUAGUUAUGAUAAAAUACUACGUAUACAUACUUUCUAAUAUUUAUGUAUUAUGAUAUAAAAUUUUAUCCUAAGGAUAAUAAUGAUCACAGACGGUUCAUAAGGACGGUCGGGAAGCUAAGUCGGAACAUUUCACAAUAUCUCUCAUCGCGUUAAGAUAAUAAUUCGUUUCUAUCUUGUACCUUUAAAAUUAGGUAUUGUAAUUAUAAUAAAUGACAAUUUUGUGCAUUACGUAA